AUGAACCUGUCAAUGAAAGAGGGUAUGCUCGGCGUUGUGCUGGCAAACAGUAACAAAAUCAUCUCGACUGCCUGUACCGCUUCAUCUCUUGUUAUUACGUUAAGCGACAGCACCUCAGCUGCCGAUAUCCUAGCCUCAAUCCCAGAUACAGGAACCGUCCUAAUCACUAGCAGCACAACCUGCAAUGACGAGAAUGCCUAUGGAUUUUGGCUACUCGGAGGUCGAGCUGACUCGAGUGAAGCCGGUUCUAAGCUGAGCUUCAAAGCAGUUCAAAAGAGGAUCUCAGACGUCAGUACUCUUGCGGUCAUCCAAUACGGCAAAGUUGACAACAGUAAAGCAACAUUUACAACUACAACAACUGGAGCCCCCACAGCCCCCACUGAACCAGCUGCAUCUUGUGCUAUCACCAACACGGCCGGUACCAGCACUAUGUCCGGUCAUUCUGGUAUUAGUACUUUUGCGAGUGCCAGCGCUACAGCCACACACUCUGGGAGCAGUAUUACCCAUACCGCUACUAGCACUGGCUCUGACCACCCUCUUGCUACAAGUCUAUCAGACCUUACACCUGGAGCUCUCGAAGUAUACAACUGGCUUAUGGAAAAUGCUCAAUAUUCCCCAGAUGCUUCUGAUAUUCUUGGAACUCUCAGCGAGUCAUACGAAGGUAUCCAUGCAGGUAUUUGUACAGGUCACGAGCUGUACGAGAACCGCGACGCUAUCCACUGCUUCUUCACUGGCUGCGGUUCCAGCCACACGAUUAAGACGACCACGUACCAGUUCAAAGGCGAUUGGCAGGUCAAGAUCCCAACUAUCAGCCAACCGUUGCUGACCCAAGGACCUGCAAAGACGUUCAGCUGCGUCACAUGCUCGUUCAACAUGGACAGCGUUAUCUUCUCGGGUUCUAUAGUCCUACAAAUGACAGAUAAUGGCCCCAGCUCAGCAACAUCCGCUGUCGUAACUCACGGCGUUACGGGUGGCACUACAGCUAGUGUUCGAAUUCAAUCAGAUUCUGCCUGGCAAGGAUCUUGGGACCACAUAUUUGAUGGUGUUACACUUGGCACGAUAACCCUGGAUAAUGCUUUCGCAAUUACACCGCAAGUAUUUUACAGGAUAGGAUACCAGUUCUCGACCGACUCCGCUGUUGACGUGACAGGUGGAGCAGGGUACAGUUGGGACGAUGCAUCUAUCAACAUGAAUAUCCUCAACCACGCAUCUGACUCUAAGAGAAACUGGACGCCCAAGGUCAACUGGAUUCUACCACAAUUCAAUACGGGGGCAAAAGUAAGCAUCAAUAGCUUCAGCCAGUGGAUUGUUGACCUUAAAGUCGUUGUUCAAGGGAAUAUGGUCUUCAACCCAAGGAUGUUCUCUUCGAACUCCGUGGGCAUGUCCUCGCAAUACAACUUUGUGGCCAGCAAUGGUUGUCCGGCUAAUUCGCUCUCUGUGAUCACUAGUUCCACCAGUAGUUCGUACGAUAUGACGCUCACAGCUCCUGCUACCACAUCAACUGUGUAUCAGACAUCAACCGUUACAAUGGGUGGAAGCUAUGCUCCAGUAUAUAGGCGAGAUGUGGUGCGGACACCCGCGCCAAGGGGAGCUUUUGAUCGACGA
Molecule: messenger RNA, 1605 nt
Organism: Trichoderma harzianum CBS 226.95
Lineage: Eukaryota; Fungi; Ascomycota; Sordariomycetes; Hypocreales; Hypocreaceae
Exons: 5
Source: RefSeq, a predicted model, not a curated record